Ctenocephalides felis (cat flea) is the source of this 1396-nucleotide messenger RNA. Its product is annotated as melanization protease 1-like. The record is from RefSeq and is a predicted model, not a curated record. Gene Ontology annotation, biological process: proteolysis. Gene Ontology annotation, molecular function: serine-type endopeptidase activity. The coding region runs from base 135 to 1283 and encodes 382 amino acids. The transcript is spliced from 8 exons. Lineage: Eukaryota; Metazoa; Arthropoda; Insecta; Siphonaptera; Pulicidae.
AUUAUUAAUAAUAAUAUUAGUGUUGAUAAUUUUCGUACGCGCCGAAGGUCACCUACGAUUCAUCUUAAAUCAUAGAUUUUUUGUGUGUUGAAUUUUGUGUAGUUUAAUUGAGUGAUAUUAUUUUUAUAGUAAAAAUGUGCAGAUCUCUUAGUUUUUUUGUAUUGGUGGCUGCCAGUUUUGCAAGUUCAAUUCUAGCCCAAGAUUGGGUAAAUCCUACAGCUUCUACAAGUUGUACGACGCCCGAUAGUAAAAGAGGGACAUGUAUAAAUAUAGCAAGUUGUGCAGUCCUGGUGCAAAUGCUGCAGAAUGCGCCAAAACCAAUACCACCAGAAAUAUCGUCGUUUUUGAGACGAUCUCAAUGUGGAUUCGAAGGAUCAAGGCCAAAAGUAUGCUGCCCUUCGCAAACACAGACUUCAUCAGAACUUAAUACUGAUAGUGAAAUUCCUGAUGUAUCAUCACAUCCUAAUUUGAGGUUGUUACCUCAUAGGAUAUGUGGAGCAUCUUUGGAGGACAGAAUCGUCCGAGGAAAUAAAACGGGAUUGUUUGAAUUCCCUUGGAUGGCCUUAUUGGCAUAUCGAUCAAGAAGUGGAGAUGUAAGUUUCCGUUGCGGUGGCUCUCUGAUAACAGAUAAAUAUGUUUUAACGGCUGCGCAUUGCCUGUUAGUUGAAGCCCAAGGAUUUAAAUUAGAAGGUGUCCGUCUUGGAGAACACAAUAUAAAUACAGCAGAAGAUUGUGAAAUUCAAGAAGAUGGUUCACGACUUUGCGCUGAUCCUGUCCAGGACAGAACUGUUGAGCAAGUUAUAAUCCAUCCUGGUUAUUCGAAAUCCAGGAAUUAUAAUGAUAUUGCGCUGAUACGACUAUCAAGCCCUGCUGAUAUCAGUUCCGAAUCAGUCCGUCCAGUGUGUUUGCCCAUAUCGAACGCCCUGCAAACGAUGAACCUCACCGGGCGCUCCGCCGUCGUCACCGGCUGGGGCUACACAGAAUGGGGCACCAGGUCACCAGAUCUGCUCAAAGUUGGACUCCCAGUCGUAGAUAACGAGCAGUGUAAUUCUGUUUAUAGAAGAAGAGCUACCAUAAUAUCAAAACAGCUAUGCGCUGGUGGUACUGGUGGUAGAGACAGUUGUGGUGGUGAUUCAGGUGGCCCAUUAAAAAUACCAGGAAAUUAUAGAGGUCAAACUAGAGUAAUCCAGCACGGAGUAGUAUCAUUUGGACCAGUCAAUUGUGGGCUGACAAUGUUCCAGGAGUUUACACAAGAGUUGGACAUUACAUGGACUGGAUAUUAGAUAAUAUAAGUUCAUAAAUGUUGAAAACCAAUCAAGAUGCUUAUAUACUCAGAAUCGCUGAUAUUAUGGGAAUUACUUUAAAUAUGGGUCGAACUGACUUUGAAAAACAAUAA